Messenger RNA from Trichoplax adhaerens, 864 nucleotides. RefSeq lists its product as uncharacterized. The record is from RefSeq and is a predicted model, not a curated record. Gene Ontology annotation, molecular function: ATP-dependent FeS chaperone activity; ATP binding; iron-sulfur cluster binding. NCBI's taxonomy places the organism in Eukaryota, Metazoa, Placozoa, Uniplacotomia, Trichoplacea, Trichoplacidae. Gene Ontology annotation, biological process: iron-sulfur cluster assembly. The transcript is spliced from 10 exons. Gene Ontology annotation, cellular component: cytosol. Bases 1 to 864 code for a protein of 287 amino acids.
AUGGCCGAUGUUCCAACCAAUGCACCUAUAGAAUGCCCCGGUACUCAGAGCCAACAAGCUGGUAAAGUUUCUGCAUGCAAUGGUUGUGCAAAUCAACAGCUAUGUGCUUCGGGAGCUUCAUUACCUCCUGAUCCAGCCAUUGAAAUUAUUAAACAGCGCUUACAGACAGUAAAACACAAGUUACUAAUACUAUCUGGUAAGGGUGGAGUGGGUAAGAGCUCUUUUACUGCACAUUUAGCACGUGGUUUAGCCACCAAUGAAGAUGAAGAUAUUGCUAUCCUUGAUAUUGAUUUAUGCGGUCCGUCUAUACCAAGAAUAAUGGGAGUGGAAGGACACCAGGUGUUUCAAAGUAUGUCUGGUUGGUCACCUGUGUUUGUCGAAGAUAACCUAUCCAUCAUGUCAAUCGGAUUUCUCCUAUCUGGCCCAGCUGAUGCCGUUAUUUGGAGAGGUCCAAAAAAAAAUGGUUUAAUUAAGCAGUUUUUGAGAGAUGUAAACUGGGGAGAAUUAGAUUAUUUACUGAUUGAUACGCCGCCGGGAACCUCGGAUGAACAUAUCUCAAUUGCACAAUAUCUAAAAGGUGCUGGUGUUGAUGGUGCUAUUGUAAUAACCACACCUCAGACGGAGUCGCAGAUAUUUCCCCCUACAACGGGUGGUGGACGGCAAAUGGCAAUAGAUAUGGAUGUCCCAUUUAUUGGUAAAAUUCCGUUGGAUCCAAGAAUAGGCAAAUGUUGCGAUGAAGGAAUAUCCUACUUUUCCGAAGUCCCUGAUUCACCCGCUACUAAGGCCUACAAAAAUAUUAUUGAAGAAAUUCGAAAAUUUUGUGCUAGUAAACCUGCAAAUGACGCCUCUGAAGUAGAAAACUGA